CACUCGUACGAGUAGAUACUGGGUUCUUGGAAAUGAUUUGAUUGUAAUGAUUGUAAUCCCGUGGUUAGAUUGCAUAGAACAUAAAACGUUUUAUUAAAAAAAUUGUUUUUGCAACGGGAAACUGGUGCGCCUUCGACUUCUCAUUGAAGCUGAAUCAAUUUUGUCCCUCCAGGCUGACCGUAGAUGUUUGUGCACACAGUAGUUUCACGUGUGUGGUUCAGAAUGGUGCUUGUUCUCAGUUACAACACGAAAUAUUUAACUAACUACAAGAAUCGCCAACAAGUACGGAACACAUCGUUACACGAGUAAAGGCUGGUGUCAUUUGUUGUCCCCUCAAUGGGUUUGCUGACUGCACUGAGAGCUGUCAGGUGCUCCCUGAGUCCCCUUUCAGCAUCAAAAUCAUGGCUUUCUACCAAAGCCCCCCCGCCGGGGGACCAGAACAUCCUGCUCAUGGGCGCUCCUGGUGCAGGGAAGACCACAGUGGGGAGGAUAGUGGCCCACAGACUGGGACUGCCCGCCGUUGACGUCGAUGACGACAUCUUGGAGACGAUAUGGAAGAUGCCCGUGGCCGCCAAGCUGGCGGCGGUCGGCGGAGAGCGUUUCCUGGAGGAAGAGGGCCAGGCUCUGUGUAACUUCUCGGCCUCUGGGUGUGUCGUUUCCCUCACGGGCUCUAACCCUCUCCACGCCGCGGCAAUGCGGCGCCUCAAAGAGUCCGGACUAGUCGUCUACCUGGACGUGGACGGCGAGGACGUCAUGCAGCGGCUCGCCAGGAUGAAGGUGAACCGGAUCGUGGGCCAGGAGGCGGGGGCGUCCAUGAGGGACAUCCUGCGCUACAGGAAACAGUUUUACGAGAGAUGGCUCGAUGUGCGGGUGCUGUGCGGCAGAGGGGUCACGGUGGAGGAGGUGGCGGAGAAGGUGCUGAAGGCCGUCGAGAGGUAUCGCAACCGCGCUGCAGAAACCUUCGUGUCAACCAGGAGCGACGGCGCGGCGUCGUCCAAUCAGGAGACACACUUUAGCGACGUGGUAAUUGAGGGUCUCGCCACAGAUGGAGGCCUCUAUGUUCCCAGAAGCGGCUUCCCAAACAUGGACGCUGGUGAAUGGCUGAGACUGGUCGACAUGUCAUACCCAGAACGAGCAUUGAUGCUACUGGAACAGUGCAUACACCCGCUGGACGUCUCUGCUCUGCACCUGAGAACGAUGAUCUUCAAGGCAUACGGGUCCAACUUCUCUAGCGAGGCUGUGGCACCGGUGAAACACCUCGUCCGCAAUCAGUACGUCCAGGAGCUUUUCCACGGCCCCACCGCCUCAUUCAAAGACCUCGCCUUGCAGCUGAUGCCCCAGCUCUUCGCCCACUGCCUCCCGCAGAUGUGCAACUACCUCGUGCUGGUGGCCACCUCCGGGGACACGGGAGGCGCGGUGCUCAGCGGCUUCGGCAGCCUCGGUGGCACCGACGUUCACCGGACCGGGGUGCUGGUGUUCUUCCCAGAGGAAGGCGUGAGCGAGACUCAGAAGCUCCAGAUGACGAGCUACAGGGAGGGCAACGCCCAGGCCGUCAGCGUGCUGUCAGACUUUGACUUCUGCCAGAGAAGCAUAAAGAGGAUGUUCGGAGAGUCGGGGCUGACCGGGCACCUCGCCGUGGAGUACAGCACGGUCCUCAGCACCGCCAACUCCAUCAACUGGGCGCGGCUGCUGCCACAGGUGGUGUACCAUUCCUCAGCCUAUCUGGAUCUGUGCAGAGACGGCGUCAUCAAGUUCGGGGAGCCCAUCGAUGUUUGCAUCCCUUCCGGUAACUUUGGCAACGCUAUGUCCGCUCUGUACGCCAAGCAGAUGGGCGUCCCGAUACGAAAAGUCAUCUGCGCGUCCAACCACAACCGCGUCGUCGCCGACUUCCUCGCCACGGGCGAGUACGACCUCCGGGGGAGGCCUCUGAUGCCCUCCCACUCCCCGGCUAUAGAUAUCCUGAAAUCCUCCAACCUCGAGAGGUUUAUCCACCACGCCUCGGACAGAGACGGCCGUCUCGUCAGGGAGCUGUUCGCUCGCUUGGACCGGCAGCAGCACUUUCAGGUUGCCGAGCCCCUUCUUGGCAGGAUGCAGCGGGAGGUGGCGGCUGGCUGGUGUUCUGAAGGCGACUGCUUGGCCGCCAUCCAGAGCGUCCACGCACAGACGGGCUACCUCAUGGACACGCACACCGCCGUCGCUAAAGUCGUGGCCGACAGGCUGCAGGACGGCUCGUGCCCCGUGGUGCUCUGCUCCACCGCUCACUACGGGAAAUUCGCUCCGGCCGUGUUCAAAGCGUUACAAAUCCAAAAUAUUCCGGAGGAUCCCGUCGAGCAGCUGAGGCGGCUCGGAUCGACCGCGACCGCACCUGAAGUGCACAGAGGCGUGAUGAAAUGCCUGGAGGAGAGAGGCGGGAGGGCACACACCGUUUGUCAGGCAGAUUACGGCGCGUUGGUUGAAGAGGUGGAGAGCAUGAUACAGGACUCCUUCUUAAAGGUCAUGUAGGACUCUGUCCUCUUUGUAUCAUGUUCCUCAUUCUUCCAAUGAAUCUGUCACUUUUUUAAAAGCUAAUUCAAGAAGUAACAGAACAAAUCUUAAACAAAAUGCAAGAUAUUAAAGUUUUAAGCAAUAACGGUCAUACGAUUAAUUUAAAACACAUCAUUUAAACCCAGUCUGCAGGAUUAAUGAAAAACAACAACCACACGUACUGUAAUCGAGCUCUAAACUCAAUUUAAUUUCUAUUGAUUAUGCAACAUUUCUUACAUCAUUACCCAGAGCCCUGGCCCACUAGAUGGGGAUGUCUACCUCUUGGCCACUGCUGUGUAGACACACUGGUGCAGGCAGUGCAGUAAAUGUGUAUUACUGUUGGGGGGGGGGUUAAUUAAUGACCAAGUCAGAAGGCCAAACAAACUAGUAAAUGACAAAUCAAUACCAGCAGUCAGAGUGAAACCCUUCUUAAAGAUGAUUGUAUGCUCAUACAUCGUGCUGUGGUUGUACAUAUUUGCCGUGUGUUUGAUCGAUGUUCAAUGAUUAUAUAACAAACGCUUUAUUUACCUCGUCCUCUUUCUCAUUACUCAAACUUUUCCCCGCUGACGUGAGCACAGACGACGGGCUGUGAAAGCUUGCGUGUCAGAUCUCGCAGCGGCAUUAAAACGCGGGUAAUGAACUGAUCGGCACAGUCCAUUAAUUGCCAGGAGAAGCUGGAGCAUCUGGUACACUCGUCCAAUCAGAGUCCUCUGACUACCCGACUGAAGGUAGAAAACUGGUUAUUAUUUCAUUAAAAAGAAAAACCUUUUGAACCGCACUGCUUCCUUUUCUCUUUCAUGAGCUCAUCAGCGGCUAACAUUCAGGAACACAUUCUUUAAUAAGACGGUUAAAGCAGAUUUAGUGAUCUUGGGAAUAACACGAUUUAAAAUGAGCAGCUUGACAAUUUGGGGAAUUAUGCUUGACAAGAGGAAGUGGCUCAAUUUUCUGCUCAUGUUUCCUCUCAACAAGAUAUAUAUAUUUACCUGAGGCAGAAAUGAUGUUUAAUUUUGUGUUGUAUUAUAGAUUGUAUACUUGAUUUAUUAAAAUGUAUUGAUGUUAAACUUUUCUUUUCUUAGAAAAACAAGACUUCUUGCCACCCACGUAACAGCUUGUGACUUUAGUGUAUUUGGGGUGAAUAUAUGGAGAUUGGUAAUAUGAUACAAGCUUUCUAUAAGCUCUUGGGAUCCAACAAAAAAACACAUUUUGCUCUUAUUUGCCAGACAUCUGUCAGAAGACGCGUCCUGUAAACAGAACCGAGUGGGCCCGAGGGUUAUUUUCCACCGUCCGACGAGAGAGGACUCCCGUCUCUGUGGCCAUCAGUCGACUCCUUUAAGCCCAGGUGCUGCCUCAGCAGCGGGGAGGAAGAUACCUCUUCAUAGACCUCCAGGAUUGCUUAUGGCUGCAGUUGUUGAAAUGGAUGGAAAGUCGGGCCAGAUUUGACGAAGCACUUUGCCGACAUGCCCUCUGAUCUGGAUCUCUGUCUCUCGGAGUCUUUGCCAGAACUGAGAGGAACAAGUUUUCUGAAAGUAGUUUUAAAAGCGUAUCUGCUUUCAUGGUUUUGUGGGAGAAAAGGAAUGGAGACACCUCACAUACGGAGACCCUGCUACUCUCUUCCCAUUGGCUGGCAGAGCUGAGCUCUGUGGUUGGAGCCUCUUGGUCUGUUGCCAUCAAGUUGGAGAAAAUCUAUUGUUUAAAACAAAAGAGGUCGCAAAGUCAGUCUUAGUGAGGCGAGACUUAACGGGAUAUAAACCUAUUUCUACGACACAAAAUUAGGUUCAUUCGAAGACUUUUACUUUUUUCUUGGGUCAUUGUAGCCGUUUCUGUAUUACUCUCUAUUAUCUAUUUAAUAUGUUAUUGUCUUUUAAUUAUUUUACUGUUUUUUAAUCUACCUCUCUAUUUUAUUGGUUUCAUUAUUAGAUUUUCUGCCUUUUUAUUCCCGUGCUGACUGCGUCAACCCUCCGGGGAGCAUAAACCUGCACUUUAUUAUGGAACAAAUUUCUAUUUCAUGAGCAUGGAUGAAUUAAAUUAUACAUCAUUUAAAAGCCAACAACCUCGUCCAAUGCUGGAUCUCAAGUUAAAAUACUUUCCCUAAGUUAUCAGCUCUGACACCUUUGUGUGCUCGGGGUUUCCAAAAACCAGAGAGUGGUCUAUUUAGUAAAUGAUAUAUGUCUAUACUCUACCCAUAAUGUUAUGCAAAUUACAGUCACUCACUGUAAAUAUCUUUUACCAUCUUCCAUCGCAUAUCAGCAAAAUACCCCACAGCCCUCCCCACAUUUCAUACAUCUCCCCCUUACUUUUAUUUCUUGUUACAGACAGAAAAUUAAUAAAAUUUCAUCGGAAAGGAGUCAACAGUUUCUGCAUUAACAUCGAGAGAUAGCAAACACAACAGGAGUAUUAGUCUUUGCUUUAUUUCUUCACCUUGGACGAUCAAAGUAUCAACAACAGGAGAAAAAUGUGUGUGAGACACAAUGAGUGCAACACCCACAGCAGCCUGUCGCUGUUAGUGCGAAGAUGAGAGAGAGCAACAGUCUCUGAAGUGAUCCAUUGCUCCUGACAGACCUGAGCUCUGCUGCUAUCGGGCUCGCAGCAAACAGAUAGAGAGGAGGAGAAAGGUGCGGAGGGACAUCCAGAUUAAUUACAACUUCUUGUUUUCAAUCAGUGCAGCAUUUCUACAAUCGCCCCUUCGACUGUACUCAAGUUUCCGUGCUUCCUCGAUGACAGAUCGCCU
Anarrhichthys ocellatus (wolf-eel) is the source of this 5251-nucleotide messenger RNA. It is a transcript of the gene thnsl1, whose product is annotated as threonine synthase like 1. The record is from RefSeq and is a predicted model, not a curated record. Bases 337 to 2502 code for a protein of 721 amino acids. Gene Ontology annotation, molecular function: pyridoxal phosphate binding. Gene Ontology annotation, cellular component: cytoplasm. The transcript has 3 exons. Gene Ontology annotation, biological process: amino acid metabolic process. Lineage: Eukaryota; Metazoa; Chordata; Actinopteri; Perciformes; Anarhichadidae.